AUGUCUCCUUCCAACGUCCUCCUUCUGAGCGCCGGUCUGCUCGCCCAGCUCGCCAGCGCCUAUACUCAGGUCAACGUCGCCUCUCCUUUCAUGUAUAAGAACGUCGAUCCCAUUGUGUUUCCUGGCUCGUACGACAAGUCGCACUUGCACUCCUUCUUCGGCUCCGACGCCGUCACAGCCAACACCAACACGUCCGCCGAGCUCCAGGCCGGCUGCACAAACGCCCAGAACCCCAACGACUUUUCCGUGUACUGGAUCCCCACACCGCUUUACACCGCCGAUGGCUCGACCUACGAGCCCAUCCCUGUCAUGCGCUUCAGUGCGUACUACAACCUGGGCGAGACGCCGGCUGAAGUCGCGAUCCCCCAGAACGUGAAGAUGGUCGCCGGCGACGCUACCGCAACCAGCGCGAGCGCCAUGCCGGCCGACGCCAAAGCAACGUGGUUCUGCGAAGGCGACGACGCCUCGGCACUGGACAGCAACGGCUUUCCAUCCAAGGCAUGCUCGACGCACCUGCAGCAGCUCCUUUAUUUCCCGCAGUGCGUCAACGAGCAGACGCUCGAGACGGCGUACAAGUCCAAGUCGCACGGCACCGCAAACUACUGCCCCACGGGCAUGAAAUCGAUGCCGCAGCUGCGCUUCUCGGUGCGCUACGACCUGCGCAAGGUCCUGCCCAACGGCUGGUCUGGCACGUUCCCCGGUAAGCUGGCGUGCGGUGCUGCGUGGUGCAGCCACGGCGACUUCAUCAAUGGAUGGACCGAGGACGCUGCUACCAACAUGGUUGCCACGACAUCAGAGAAGCAGCACUUCGCCGCCGUGGAUGGUAAGCUGGGCAAGAACGGUGCGCGGCCUACUUGCAAGAGCGCAGACGCGGAGCCUAGCAAGGGCACCAGCGAUUACGCUGAGAGCGUGAAGCAGAUGAGCAAGCGCGAGGUCCCUGCCCUUGGUUGGGUCAGCAGGACUAGGUUCGCGAGGUACUUGUAG
Messenger RNA from Ascochyta rabiei, 984 nucleotides. RefSeq lists its product as uncharacterized. The record is from RefSeq and is a predicted model, not a curated record. Lineage: Eukaryota; Fungi; Ascomycota; Dothideomycetes; Pleosporales; Didymellaceae. The transcript has a single exon. Bases 1 to 984 code for a protein of 327 amino acids.